UCGUCGGCUGCUUCUGCUAGCGUGCUCGCUCGCUCGCUGCGGCGACAAUGGCUCCGAUCGGCGUGCUCACGGCGCUGGACCAGGCGCGGACGCAGUACUACCACUUCAAGGCCAUCGUCAUCGCCGGCAUGGGACUCUUCACCGACUCCUACGACCUCUUCUGCAUCGCGCCCGUCAUGAAGAUCGUGGGCCGGGUGUACUACUCCGACGGCGGCGCCCGUCCGGGGGUGACGCCGCCGGCCGUCGUGUCGGCGACCGUCGGAGUGGCGCUGCUGGGCGCGGUGAUCGGGAACGUGGUGUUCGGCGCGCUGGGCGACCGCGUGGGGCGGCGCCGCGUCUACGGCGCGUGCCUGCUGCUGAUGGUGUGCAGCUCCGUCGGGAGCGGCUUCUCCGUGUGCCGGACGCGCCGGUGCGCGCUCGCCAGCCUCUGCUUCUUCCGCUUCCUCCUCGGCGUCGGCGUCGGCGGCGACUACCCGCUGUCGGCCACCAUCAUGUCGGAGUUCGCCAACCGGCGCACCCGCGGCGCGUUCAUCGCCGCCGUGUUCUCCAUGCAGGGGUUCGGCAUCCUCGCCAGCUCCGCGGUCACCAUGGCCGUCGCCGCCGCCUUCGACCACUACACCGGCUACCCCGCGCCGCUCGACACGCCGGAGUGCGCCGACCUCGCCUGGCGGAUCAUUCUCAUGGCCGGCGCCGUCCCCGCCGCGCUGACGUACUACUGGAGGAUGUCCAUGCCGGAGACGGCCAGAUAUACGGCUUUGGUGGAGCGCGACGUGGUGAAGGCCACCAACGACAUCGGCCGCGUUCUGGCCGACCUCGACCUGGGCGCCGUCGCCGAGGAGGAGGUGGCGGCGGCGUUGAGCCGGCCUCCGCCGCCGCCGCGCCCUUCGUACGGCCUCCUCUCUCGGCGCUUCGUCCGGCAGCACGGGCGGGACCUGUUCGCGUGCGCGGCGGCGUGGUUCCUCCUCGACAUCCCCUACUACAGCAGCACGCUGUUCCAGUCUCAGAUCUACCGGCCGCUGUUCCCGGCGCCGGGGCUCAUCAACGCGUUCCAGGAGGCGUUCAACGUGGCCAAGUUCCAGGCCGUCAUCGCCGUCGCCUCCACCAUCCCGGGCUACUUCGUCGCCGUGCUCCUCAUCGACCGCGUCGGCCGGCGGUGCCUCCAGAUGGCCGGGUUCCUCCUCAUGGCCGUCUUCCUCUUCGCGCUCGCGGGUCCGUACGACGGAUACUGGCGCGACCACGGCGCGCACGCCGGCUACAUCGUGCUCUACUCGCUCACCUUCUUCUCCGCCAACCUCGGGCCGAACACCACCACCUUCAUCCUGCCGGCGGAGCUCUUCCCGGCGCGCUUCCGGUCGACGUGCCACGGCCUCUCCGGCGCGGCGGGGAAGCUCGGCGCGCUCGUCGGCUCCAUCGGCUUCCUGUGGGCGUCGCAGCAGAAGGACGGCGCGGCGGCCGGGCACCUGCCGGGCAUCGGCAUGAUGUACGCGCUGUUCGUUCUUGGCGGGAUCUGCCUGCUCGGGCUGGCACUCACCUACGUGUUCACGCCGGAGACGAUGAUGCGGUCGCUGGAGGAGAACGAGAGCGACAGGGCGCAGACCCAGGUCGGCGACGGCGGCAGCGACACCGAGGCGGCCAAGAGCCCGGCGUCCAUGGCGAGCUCGCACCUCAGCAUGUCGCCCAUCCUUCCAGCCCGGGUCUCCGUGUGAGUGAACUCGAUCAUCGUCGGAAAGCGAGAGUGCUUUUCCUCACUAUUUGUGCGUCAGAGAGAGUGCAUGCUGUCGAGAUGUCGAUGCAUGCAUAAGCAUGACUUGUGUACAAUCUCAUGGACUCACACUAUAUGCAAAUACAUGUAGGAUAUGCAUAUUCAGUUUUGCUAGCAAUGCAUGUUUCUGAUGUUGGCCAUAAACCCUUAAUCUACACUCACGCGAGUAGUGGACAAUGCCUGAACAACGGACGAACACCUUGCAAGCACUGAAAAUACCUUGACGAUGAACACGAGUUUUGGCAACGCGUAACUUGCCGGCUUUUCUGUUUCA
This is a messenger RNA of Oryza sativa Japonica Group (Japanese rice), 2036 nucleotides long. Lineage: Eukaryota; Viridiplantae; Streptophyta; Magnoliopsida; Poales; Poaceae. The record is from RefSeq and is a predicted model, not a curated record.